Branchiostoma belcheri (Belcher's lancelet) is the source of this 1457-nucleotide messenger RNA. RefSeq names its product transmembrane protein 56-like. Gene Ontology annotation, biological process: lipid homeostasis. The record is from RefSeq and is a predicted model, not a curated record. Gene Ontology annotation, cellular component: endoplasmic reticulum; membrane. NCBI's taxonomy places the organism in Eukaryota, Metazoa, Chordata, Leptocardii, Amphioxiformes, Branchiostomatidae. The transcript is spliced from 11 exons. Bases 237 to 1457 code for a protein of 406 amino acids.
AUCACACACGCUUCGCUUAACUACGCCCAGCUAGUAACGUCUACAAACUAACCACUCUCCAUGCGUCAAUAGCCGACAUUUCACUACAAAACUGCUACAUGACUUCUGGAGACGACCGUAGUUCGGAGCUAACUUCCUCCAAGAGUUAUCAACCCUUUUCUUAGCCCGCUUUUCUUCCGGUAUCUUCGCCUUCGGUCUGUUUAUUCAUACACAACAGGAAUUGAACAAGUCACCAGAUGGCGCUAGAGUUGACAUACCUCCUCACCACUACCUACUCCUUCCUGCUGUCUCUCAUCAUAUUCCUGGUGGUCUCUCCCGCACUCCUGCCGCGACUCUUCAAACCUUACCCAUCUCUACCGGAAGUCAAGAAGCUGAUUGUCAGAGACGCUUUUCUGUCUUUCUGCAUGGCGACCACUGUGGGACUGAGGGCGUGGUACAUCUACCUCUUCUCCGACCAAAUACCUUAUGAUGUCAUCUGGCAUGACUCUCCUCUGGUGCGUCACACCCUGGCUAUCUACACUGGGUAUGUCACUGCUGCGCUGGUUCUUAUGUUAUCACACCACAUCGGCCAGAUGUCCUCCAUCCUGCACCAUUUCUUCUCCACUUACACCGGGUGUGUCGCCAUGUAUUAUCCUUGCCUGAUGUACUGUGCCAAUAUCGUGUUGAUGAUGGAACUAUCCAACCCUUUUGUCAACAUGAGGAUGAUGUUGAAAGUCGUUGGUUACGAGAAGACGACGGCGUACAUUUGGAACGGUCUCGCCAUGUUGGUCACGUUCUUUCUCGCGAGGUGUAUCUUCACCACGAUUGGCUCUCUGCGCUUCCUGCAUCUGGCCUUGGUUGACCCCCAGUUUUGGGACCUUCCACUCUGCAUACAUACUUGCGUCAUGAUGGAAACCUCGCGAGAGUUCAUCACCGCGGGAUGGUACGUGGAUGAUGACGUCAGAGCAACCAGGUUAGACAGCUAUGGAAUACCAUCCCAAGAUGUUCACUACCACUCUUCCAACUACAUCGCUAAGUUUGAAGACAUCAAAUUUGAGUCGAGUUUGACCAAUCAACGACUGCCACGGAAUGGUAUCGAUUACGCGUGCGCAGAACUGGGCCCACCCCUGUAUAGCUUCAUCAUGCGGUACGAGGAGGGAGUCAUGUACAGUCUGUACCCGUCUCCAGAGGGAGGGGUCACUUGUAAACAAAGCCGACUGGUCGGGAUGUUUCCGCAAAGUCCUCUUGUGACGAACAUUCAGUUCAUCGGAAAUGACGUCAUAAGUGGAGUCCGCGUUGGACAUUUCCGGAGCGAAUUCUUCCUCUUUGCCCUCGAUUAUUUCUUCCACAAUGCAACGGGUUUGCCGCGUGCUUUACUUGUCAACGCCGCAAACAACACUUUCCUGACGUUUGAUGCCGGGCAGGAGCCGGCAGAGGUGUUCCAGCCGCCACCAGGAGUCACGUGUCACAGUCCUUAG